AUGAUAAUACUAUCCUUGUCAUUUUCACGGCUGGUUCUGCCAAUCGACAUUCAAGCAGUGAAUUUGAAGUCUGCAGUGUUUGCAUGCAGCUUCACAACCAAUCUAGCAGCCAUUGACGAGUCAAGAGAUUACCAGCGUAUGGUGAGAAUGCUUGCCAUGAGUAGAGUAUCGCUUUUCAGACAAAGAAAUUCAUUGGACUCCUUGGUUUUGCAUCAUUACAUAACAUUUUGA
Messenger RNA from Cylicostephanus goldi, 231 nucleotides. The record is from the annotation of a GenBank genome assembly. Lineage: Eukaryota; Metazoa; Nematoda; Chromadorea; Rhabditida; Strongylidae.